AUGGGUUUGUCCCGGCCGUCCGUCGGGACGCCCUCGAUCUCCUUGACGAUGUCCAUGCCUUGGCGCCGCGUCGCCGACCUCCCGUUCGCCCUGUCCGAUUUCACGGCCACGCUGGUCCCGAACCGCGGCCGCAUUGUUAUCGUCGGCGGCUGCGAUGAAGAUCAAGUGGCGGAGGAUGAAUGGACCUUCUGCCCGUCCAUCUCCAAGAAAGUGCUCCUCUACGACUACGCGGCGGACACGUGGUCGCGCGGCCUCGACGCACCGCGGGAGCGCUACCGCCACGCGGCGGCCACCGACGGUCGCAAGCUCUACGUGCUCGGCGGCCGCGACGUCGCGGAGAACCUCGUGCCGCAGACGGACGUUUAUGAUACGCAGACCGGCAAGUGGGCCACGAUCGCCGCCGAGGUGCCGCGGUCCGAUUUGGGCGCGAUCUGGAACGACGCCGGGGAUUUGGGAUUGCUGGGUCCCCACAUCUUCGUGGCCGGCGGCUACAACGCGGACUACUCCGUCGCCUUCGCCGACACUCUCAAAAUCAACCCGGAGACCGGGGAGACCUCGCCGGGCGCGAACCUACUCACGGGCCGGGGCGACUUCGGCUUCGUGAGCACGGGGGCCAACGCCCGCGCCUACGCCGUCGGCGGCUUCAACUCGGACGACUUCUGCACGCCGUUGGCGUCGGUGGAGACGCUCGACCUGAACAGCAACUGGCCCGACUUCGCGCCGUCGAAGCCUUUGUUGGUGGCUGUGUGGAAAUCAAAAUUUUAUGGCGCGUUCGUGCUGAAUCAUCGUGUCGUCCUCCACGCCAUCGACGCGACGCCUGCUCGAUGGCGUGGCGAUGCCGGUUCUUCGCCGCUCGACCGAGCCAGGUCGGUCGCGUCAUCGCCGAGAAAUGACUUCGUGAAGAAUUGUCGGGUGCACCCGACGCACUGGUUGAUUUCCACACAGGUUGGUGGGGCGGGCUGACAAGGCCGUGGCCUACGGCGAGGACGCCCUGUUCGCCGUCGGCGGCGAGCGCAACCCGCAGUGCUCGGGCAGCGCGCCGCAGGACGACGUCGAGAAGCUGGGCGCUGUGUGGAAAUCAAAUUUCGGGCGCCCCAUCGACGCGAUAUUGUCCCCGUAGCUGUGCCUGCGCGAUGGCCUGGAUUCCACGCCAUCGACGCGACGUUGUCCCCGUGGCCGCGUCGGCUCGAUAACGUAACUCACCGGUUGAUUUCCGCAGGCUGGGCGUGCACCCGGAGAGCGACGGCUGGGCGGUCAUUUCGGAUCUGCCGGACGAGCGCUUCCGCAACGCGGCCGUCGUCGUCGAGGGCUGGCUCUACAUCUUCGGCGGCCAGGACGAGGCGACGCAGAACUGCCUGAGCAACAGCGCGUGCUACCCCGUGCGCGAGACGGCCUGGCGCCUGUGGGUCGGCGAAGGACCGGACCCCACGCCCGACGAGAACACGGGCGGGGGCAAGAAGGGCGGCGGCCACCCGCGCAAGAAGCGCGAGUCGCGCAUCACGUGGGCCGUGAUCUUCGCCGUCAUCGUACGGGCCCGUGCAGACAUCAAUUGACGCGUCGACGGCGUGGGGUUGACGCGAUGAUUCCGCGCAGGCCCUCGUCAUCAUCCUCGUGGCCAUCUGCCUCUUCCUCAAGUGCCGCAAGGCCCAGCAGGAGGCCCGAGCCCGCGGCUCGACGAACUGGCAGGCGCCGCCGCCGUCCGUCGAGCUCGGCAAGCCGGAGCCGGCGCCGGGGCACUGGCGCCCGGCCGACGAGAUGCAGACGCAGACGCCCGUGUGAGUUCACGUCUCUACUCUGGAUAUCACCAUACCCCCCUCAUCCUUGAAGAUAUCCUGCGCCGCGG
Messenger RNA from Pelagomonas calceolata, 1843 nucleotides. NCBI's taxonomy places the organism in Eukaryota, Pelagophyceae, Pelagomonadales, Pelagomonadaceae. The record is from the annotation of a GenBank genome assembly.